This is a messenger RNA of Ceutorhynchus assimilis (cabbage seed weevil), 3410 nucleotides long. The record is from the annotation of a GenBank genome assembly. Lineage: Eukaryota; Metazoa; Arthropoda; Insecta; Coleoptera; Curculionidae.
AAAAUCCAACACGUUUGGGAAUCGCCAAUCGGCUCAAUGGGAAUCGGAAAUCGACAUCGUCCGCGAACGGUACAUCAAAUUGACAAAUCGACAAAUGACAGUUUGUUUAUAUUUUGAUGGUUAUGAAUUUUGAUUUUGAUUGUUAUUUGAUUGUCAUUGUUAUUAUUCUGAUUGCAUUUGAGCAAAUAGAAGUAAUUAUGUUUUUCUGGCACUAAGGCAGUGGCAGUGAGCAUAGAAUGUAGAAUGCAGUGAGUCAGUUGCAAAGUUUUGGUUUGGGUGUUAUAUCCUAUCAAUAAUUAAAGAUGGAGCGGCUUCCAGUAGAGUUGAUUGAGAAAAUAUCAGUAGACGAUGGGUUGAGUAUCCAAGAUGCCAUUAACUUAUCAUUAACUUGUAGAAGGCUUCAGGACGCAAUCCGAAGCAACAAUGGUAUUUGGAAUAUCAAGUUUUAUCAGUUGAAUCCUCUGCUAAAAAAUAAACUAGAAGUCCCUCAAGAAUCCUACUAUGAUGAACUAAAGCAUUUAUAUAAAGUAAAGAAGCGAAUAAUGAUAAUGCUAGAAGACAUGUCUGAAAAAUUCUAUACAGUUCAAGAAUUAUCACAUGACGAUUUAAAGGAAUGGGAGGAUUUUGUUCAAGAAUACUGUAAUAAUUACUUUUAUAUUGUCCAAGAUUUAUUGGAAAUGUCAGAUGGGAAAUUUAAUCCUAUUGAGAGUGCAGGAAUGAUUCCUUUUAAUACGCCAGGACACUUAACUCAAAAAUACUAUGCCCUCAAAGUGUUAAGAGGAAUCCGUCAGACUUACUUGUCAAAAAUGUGGCGUCAAUACAUCGCAAAACCACCUGAACAAUGCUUUUUAGAAGAGGGGGCUACCAUCAUGGCUGAAUGGUUCCAGUGCAAAAGAGACAGUGAUUUUGAGGAAAUUUCUUGGUGUUUGGAUGAUAUUGCUGACAUGGUGAAAAAACAGGUUCAAAUAACUUAUCCUAAUUCUCCAUUGUCACAGGUAUGCAGUGAACAAUUGAAUGCUUGGAGAACGAGUAAGAUACCGGACAAUGAUAAUUGGAAUUUUAAUGACUUAUGUGAUGUUUUAAAAACAAUUGGACAGGUUUUAUUUCAUCGUCUCAAUUUUCAAAUAAGUGACCAGUACGAGGACUUUAAUUGUGGUGACUUUUUUCUGAAUAUAGCCCUACAAACAAAACGGGCAACAUUACCGUUGUUGGCGAUUAUUUAUGAUGCAGUGGCUAGAAGAUUGGGAAUCAGAUGCGAAAUUUCUAUGUGUUCGCCUCUUUGCUUUCUAUGGUUUUGUAUGAUUGAUGAACCAGUAGUCUAUUACUACAUCGAUUUGUCCGCUGAAGGCAAAAUCUCAAGGAACGCCAAAUGUCAUAUUCAAAUCCAUAACACACGAGAAGCAAACCAUCCACCUACUCCUGCUACUAACAUCAUCAUCUUCUUGGUUUCCCACUUUCGCCAAUUGGUUGUUGACUAUGUUACAUUAAGAUCAACUUUGGAGUUUCAACAAGUUAUAGAUCCAAAUGAUCACAGAAUCCGAAAUAAUCUCGCAGCUCUCUAUUUGCGGCUUAAUAUUUCUGCUGUGGAUUUGCAAAAUGGAGAUUCUAGAUUAGUAGUUUUUUGUGAGCGCCCAAAUUUCAGGACACAUUGCCCGACAGAUAUAUACCAUACAUUAUUAGAACCUGUUAAACGUCCAGAGUACGUACAAUUUGCCGUGGGUAUGGUUAUGAAGCACAAAAAGUUCUCUUAUAGAUGUGUGAUCUUUAAUUGGGAUAAAGAAUGCGUAGCUUCACCAACAUGGAUAUCUCAGAAUCAAAUUGCAGAUUUAAAAUAUGGCACCAAGCAACCAUUUUAUAACGUUAUAGGCGAGGAUUAUUCGCAUCGAUAUGUUGCCCAAGAAAAUCUUAUGCUGUGCAAAGACACCAACAUGCCACAGGAUAAUGGUGUUCUUGGAAGAUAUUUUUCGCAUUUCCACAACACUUACUUUGUGCCCAAUAGGGUGACUGAAAAACUCUUCCCCCAUGACGGAGCAAUCCGUAGAAAAUUUGAAAAUGAGCUUAUUUGGCAAUCUGGUUUGUGAUUUCUGGAGAUAGCAACUAAUAUUCUUAUGUUCUAAUUUUAUUUUUGUUUUCAAUAGAUUUAUGUAUUCCAUACAUUUUUUUAAAUUCUUUGUAUUAGAUUUUUCUUUCUUCUAAACUAAAUAUUAAUUUAUUGGUUUGGAAAAUAAAUCUGAGUUGGGACUCUGUAACGAAUAGAGAUAUUUUCUCUAUCAUGUUGACAGCCAGCUCAAAUUUUCCACGCAUGUCAACAACCUUAACAAUAAACUGGCUAGCGGAUGCUAUGCCAUACGAACUGUAUACAACAAGCUUGGCCAUAAUUCUGCCAAAAUGGUAUAUUUCUCUUUAGUAGAAUCUCACAUCCGGUAUGGCAUAGCCUUCUGGGGAUUUUGCUCGCAGACACUUUUUGAUUCGGUGUAUUGUACAAAAAAGGGCAAUAAGAUUUCUGUGUGGAAGGGGAUAUCGAGAUCAUUGCAGACCACUAUUCUUAAGACAUGAAAUUUUGACAGUUUACUGCAUUUUUAUCCUAGAAGCAAUUUUAAUGCACAAAAAAUUUUACGACCAAAUAGAUCUCUCAAGAACCUACGAAACUAGACAGAAACUAAAAAUUUCGUUGCCGAUCCCGAGGUCUUCUUUGACACAGAACUCAGUAAUUUAUAAAAGUAAAAAAAAUAUUUAAUCAUUUACCUGUUCACCUAAGAGAAAGAAAAGAACUAAGAAGGUUUAAAACCGCUUUGAAAAGUUUUUUGUGUAAAAAUAGCAUAUUAUAGUUUGCAAGAAUUUUUUGAUGAUAAUAGUUUAGGAUAACAUAGUUUGUAUUUUUUGUAUAAAAAUUUUACUAUAAAUAAAUAUUAGGAGAUGCUGUUGACCAAAAAUUUUAUUUUAUGUUUUGUUUUUUUAGCUUGGAUAUUUUUAAUUUUAUGUAUUUAUUUUGACUGUUGUAAUUACGUUAUUUAGUCACUUGUUUAAAUGUUUUAUGGUGCAUUUACAUUCACUUCAAAGUCCAAUUUGCCUUAAAAUCAAUGUGCUUGUCAUAUGGCGACAGUACAGAUCCAUUUACAUUGAAAUAAAUUUGAAGUUCACUUUAAAUUUGGGCGAGCUGCUUGCCGAAGGCAAGCAGAAAUUUGUGAAAAUGUCAAAUUUUAAGAUUAUCCGUCUGAUUCUCAUAAAAUUCUGACGUUUUGACUUGACGUUUUUGUUCUGCAAUGUAAAUGAUAAAAUAUCAAGCGUCAAAUUUAACUUGAAGUUAGAAGUGAAUGUAAAUGCUCCUUUACUCUAGUAUUUAGGAACUAAAGCUUUGUCAAUGGAAAAUUAUUUUCGUUUUUCGGACAAUAAAGUAUAUUUUGAUUUGA